Messenger RNA from Penicillium diatomitis, 1377 nucleotides. RefSeq names its product Rieske [2Fe-2S] domain protein. The transcript has a single exon. NCBI's taxonomy places the organism in Eukaryota, Fungi, Ascomycota, Eurotiomycetes, Eurotiales, Aspergillaceae. The coding region runs from base 1 to 1377 and encodes 458 amino acids. The record is from RefSeq and is a predicted model, not a curated record. Gene Ontology annotation, molecular function: 2 iron, 2 sulfur cluster binding.
AUGCAGAUCAAUUGCGGACCGCUUUCAGCGUUCACCAAUCCCCGCUAUGUGAUCCAUCUGUCGACCGGAAAGCGACUCGUCUUAUUCCGCCUCGCCGCCAUUGACCCGUCCUGUUCUAAACCCAACGAAACGCAAGGAUGGUCCUACUACGCGAUGGAGGCCGAGUGUCCGCAUGCAGGCGGGCCGAUGGCGGACUCCUCGGUCGACAUUGAAGAUUCGGCAUAUAUCGUCUCGUGUCCAUGGCAUGCUUAUGACUUUAACGUGGAGACGGGCGAGUCGAGCGUGGGCAUCAAGGCGUGUACAUUCCCCGUUGAUGUAUCCGACGGUGAUGUCCUGAUCGAUUUUCCGACGGAGGCCGGGGAUGCCGUGGGAAUGAGUCGCGUGGAGCCUGUCAGCGAGAAAGUCAAGUUGAAGUCAAAGUCGAAUCCAACGGCUGCACAGUCUACGGGGACCUCGGUGUCGUCGGUCCCCACGGUAGCAGAACCCUCGAACACGACAGAGGCCGGCCCGAUCCAAUAUCUUGGCGACGAUGCGACGCUAUGCGACUGGGCUGUUCACAUCUUGAAUACCGCUCACCCGGAACACAAGAUCGAAUUGACGACACACCUUUACAACAUCUUUGCUGCGCGAGAAGGCACCGCUUCCCCGAUGGAGAUCGGCCGAGGCACCGUCACUGCGCCGGACCAACCCCGCCGAGAAAAGAUGAUCGAAGUGAGACCCGGCGGAAUGCCCCGUACCAGAAAGGCUGGGUCAGUGAAGAGUCGAAUCGCAUUGCUCCAUGCUCUGGCGAAUAUUGAGUUAUGGGCCAUCGAUCUGGCCAUCGAUAUCUGUGUGCGGUUCUCGACUUUCAAGACAGUCGAAUCGAAUCCGCAGGAGCUUCCUCGGGCGUACUUCCACGACUGGCUCAAGGUCGCCCGCGACGAAGCGAAGCAUUUCUCGCUUCUGCGGUCUCGGAUCGAGGAGCUGGGUUCUUAUUUCGGUGCGCUGCCGGUCCAUAACGGUCUGUGGCAGUCUGCUUUGGAGACGGCGUAUGACCUACGAUCUCGGAUCAGCAUAAUUGCCUUGGUGCAUGAAGCCCGAGGGUUGGAUGUCAAUCCGUUGACGAUUCAAAAGUUUCGCAUUGCGGCGGAUUUGGAGAGUGUCGAGACGCUGGAGAUCAUCCACAAUGACGAAAUUACGCACGUCACGACGGGACACCGUUGGUUGACUUGGAUUUGUGCGCAGGAAGGCACCGACCCUGUGAAGAUCUUCCGAGACAAUGUGUCCAAGCACUUCCGAGGUAGCAUUCAGGGGCCCUUUAACGAGGAAGCUCGUCUGCAGGCUGGGAUGGAUCGUCGGUAUUACGGUCCGACUCCAACGCCGGUCGCAGCUUCAUGA